This is a messenger RNA of Suillus paluster, 1534 nucleotides long. RefSeq names its product putative diphthamide synthesis protein-domain-containing protein. Bases 1 to 1527 code for a protein of 508 amino acids. Gene Ontology annotation, biological process: protein histidyl modification to diphthamide. Gene Ontology annotation, molecular function: 2-(3-amino-3-carboxypropyl)histidine synthase activity. Lineage: Eukaryota; Fungi; Basidiomycota; Agaricomycetes; Boletales; Suillaceae. The transcript is spliced from 11 exons. The record is from RefSeq and is a predicted model, not a curated record.
AUGACAGACGGCCCCGGUGUCUCUACUUUCUCUGCGUCGGGGGAGGACGCGAUAACCCGCACCAUCGAGUUGAAUAUAGAUGCAUCUACGGAAUCGGACAUAGCCCCGUCUGACUUCCUUGAAAUUUACGCGAUAGAACGAACAGUAACUGCGAUCGUUGAAGGGAACUUCAAACGAACAGCACUCCAAUUUCCUGAUGAACUUUUGUGUCAUUCUGUCCCAAUCUACCGUUUACUCAAGAGUAAGGCAGGCGAGGGUCAUGAUAUCUACGUCUUAGCCGACACUUCCUACGGAAGCUGCUGUGUUGACGAGGUUGCGGCACAACACGUCGAUGCAGAUCUAAUCGUCCAUUACGGUCACGCUUGUUUAAGCCAACCUUCCAGGUUGCCCGUAAUUUAUGUCUUUGGAAAGAAGCCUAUUGAUGUUGACGAUUGCAUCAAUCAACUCGGCGAAUGUUUAACCAUUAAAUUACAGCAAGAUACAAACAGUGAUAGUAAUAGUCGACCAACCAUUUUACUUCGUUAUGACGUAGGAUAUUCAUACCGGGCAGACGUAAUUGCCCACAGGUUGCAGAGUAGACUGCAGUCCUUGAAUACUAGGGUCUUGCACCACCCACUGCCAACUCGACUCGAUCCUAAGACCACCACGCAAAAUCCCCAGACCCUCGAGCAGACUGGUGCAGAGAUCGACGAAGAUAGCUGCACGAAUGUUAUCAUCGCGUAUAUCGGUGGCGAAAGCCUCAAUCUUACGAAUCUAUUAAUGACACACUCUCAAUGCGAGGCAUAUGCAUACGACCCUUCUACGAGAUCAGCUCGCCUGCAAUCGCAUAGGACCAAUAAGCUGUUGAUGCGGCGCUUCGCGAUGGUCCAGAGAGCACGAGACGCAGACGUCUUUGGCAUUCUCGUCGGCACGUUAGGAGUCACAUCGUAUUUACCUCUCAUAGCCCACGUCAGAAAGCUUCUAGCCCGCGCGCAGAAGAAAAGCUACACCAUCAGUGUUGGCAAGCUGAAUCCUGCAAAGCUCGCGAAUUUCAUGGAGAUCGAGUGUUUCAUAUUGAUCGCAUGCCCUGAAAAUAGUGUGAUAGAUGCUAAGGAGUUUUUAAGACCGAUCGUUACCCCUUUUGAACUUGAGGUCGCGCUUCAAGCUGAAGGCACUUGGAGUGGACGAUAUGUACUGGAUUUUGGGAAACUACUUGCCGGAGACUCCGACACAGAUCUAGGUGCUAUCGAUGAAGACAAUGGGGACGAUCCAGAUCAACCGACCUUCUCGUUGGUUACUGGAAAAUACCGACAAGCAAAACGCUACGGCACUCAAGACAAUGAGAUGCCAAUGCAGGGGACGUCAGCUGCUCUUACUCUUCGGAACCAAGAUGGUGCUGUCUCUAAAUUAGCUGACAGCGCGGCAGCACUGUUUCUUCACUCCCGCUCCUAUCAAGGGCUAGAGACCAAAAUUGGAGAAGAUCUUCCUUCUGUCCUGGAACAAGGUCGCAGUGGUAUCGCUCGUGGUUAUUCUGACGAUCAUGCAUGAAUAUAUC